This is a messenger RNA of Thunnus maccoyii (southern bluefin tuna), 4006 nucleotides long. RefSeq names its product ankyrin repeat and SOCS box containing 14b (gene asb14b). Gene Ontology annotation, biological process: intracellular signal transduction. The coding region runs from base 1638 to 3389 and encodes 583 amino acids. Gene Ontology annotation, molecular function: protein binding. NCBI's taxonomy places the organism in Eukaryota, Metazoa, Chordata, Actinopteri, Scombriformes, Scombridae. The transcript is spliced from 9 exons. Gene Ontology annotation, cellular component: cytoplasm. The record is from RefSeq and is a predicted model, not a curated record.
GGUUUUAACAAAUUUAACAAACUGUAGAAACAUUUUGCAUGCAGACUCUUAUAUUGUCUCUACACACAACUCACAUGUUUAUCACCCAUGCAGUCCUACAGUACAUAAUAAUCGGCCUAGUGUACAGUAAUUGUUCUUCAAUUACUCAUUCAAAAGGAUAACUCUGCCUUACACUUACACACUUCCCUUACACUCAAGCAAUAAAAGCAGCACUGCAUGUAUGCCUUUUGAGUUUUUGCACAAGUUCUUGUGUCCUUUCCAGGCAACGUUGCUUUUGGAACACAAUUAGAGUCUUUUUAACAGUAAUGCAGCAAUAAGCCAAAUGUGAAAAAAACCUUUCUAAAAUCAAAAACACAUGAGCACAUCGUAACAAGAACUAGAAGAACCCAGUUAUUACUGAUGCCAACAAACUAGUGCUGCUAGGAAAUCUUGAUGAUCUUGCUUGUGUAGACUGCUGCACAUCAGUGUAAAUAUUUGGUGCAUUCUUUUCCUUUCCUGUCUGUUGGUGCCUUUGUUUAUUUUCUCAUUGCCCACUUGCCUCCGUUUGUCAGCUGCAUGGCUGUUGUUGCCUCACUGUGAGCUAAUGUUGUCUAUACACUCGUGAAAAUCUCAUAAUAUAUUGAUGUGUAUUCUGCAUCUGCUGCAUUGUUAUUUCUUUAUAUGGUAUUAUGCAGUGUUCAACCAAACAAAUUGAUGAAAGGCUAAAAUUAAAUUUGUUGUUUGAAAUCAAAUCUCAAAGAUUUAUAUUUCACCUAUUUUGUAACUGGAAAAGUGAUCCAGCUGUUUUUUUUUUAAUAUGUUCUUGUCUGUGUCAUGUCUGAAUGUACAUCUGAGCUGAAUGGGGUCAGUUGUUGCAGAGCUCAGUAGGUCAAAGCUAGGUGCAGGCUGGGAUGGCCCCGUGAUCUGAUAUUUAUGGUUAGGAGAGUUAUAAAUAGCUGUAGUAUGUGUGUGGUUACUGAGGAGUCCAUUGGCUCGACUGUUGUAAAAGCCACGAGAGGAGCACAGCCAUUUGACUGACGGUAAACACCAGACAAUAAUUAGUAAUGCAUGUAGAAAAAACCCUAACUGAUUAGGCCAUUGCUGUUGUAUAAAUUAACCUGUUGAACUUUAUUAUUUGUUGCUGUUAAAUGUUCAUGUUCCAGAUCAUUUAAGAGCACUUGUAAUGCUGUAAACAUGUCUUGUUUUCUUUGUGACAUUUCCUUUGCUACCUUCAGUUAGUGUUUGAGCAAUACUGGUAAAUGAUACCAGCACUUGUCCUUGUAGUAGGACUCUCCAUGCUUUUUUUUGGCUACACUGAGAGAGAAAUACUACCAAUUCUCUGCGGGAAAAAUGAUCUCAUGGGGCCUGUAAAGUUAAGAGAUAGUGGACAAAAAACUAGGUCAAAUUAGAUCUGCUCAUUAGAAUCCUUAUAUUCAUUAUUUAACAUGUAUUUUAGUGUCAAUAAACUCAACAACAAGAAUAAGACUGUCUGCAGCUAUUCCCUGCUUAGCUGCACUCUGCUGUUGUUCACUUUUCCCUGUUGGGUGCAAGCGAGUGGCGUGCGAGGUCUCAGGUACCAGAUUUAAUGGUCUUGUUUGCCUUAUGGCUGUGUCUCCCCAGAGCAACACCUCGAGCAUUGACUCUUUCUGGACUAACAGAUGAACAGGGAAACAGAAGAUGUCUUUUAUCAAUCGGAGGAUGACUGGGAUGAAGAUGAGGCAACCCAAUAUAUAAUUGAACAAAGUCUGAUUCAAUACAGAAAGCUCAAAGGAUUGAAUCCAAGUGACCUGAAAGUCAGCGAAGACCCUGAUGAGAUUUUCAAAGCAAUCAAGGAGGGUGAUCAUGAUGCAUUGAACAGACUGGCAGAGCAACCAGAGACUCUGUCCAGAGUUGAUGAGCGAGGAUGGAUCCCCCUGCAUGAGGCCGCAGUCCAGGAGAGCAAAAAGAUACUGGAGUUUAUAUUCUCAGGAUCAUCUCCUGGGGCAGCCCAGUGUCGUACUCUUCAGGGUGAGACGCCACUGUUUCUAGCUGUGGUUCAUGGACUCAGAGAGAACGCCACAUUCCUGUUACAGAAUGGUUGUAGCCCGGAUCUCCAGAACGAUGAGCAGGAUUCUCCAUUAGUGGCAGCUAUUCUGAAUGACCAGUAUGACUUGGCAACACUAUUGCUUCGCCACAAUGCUAAAGUAGAUCAAACAGGACCACUAAACAGGACAGCUCUACACGAGUCCGCAUUUUUAGGCUUGGAGAACUUCGUCCAUCUGCUCCUAGAGUCUGGUGCUAACCCAAAUGCAUGUGACAUCAAAAUGAAAACUCCACUGGCUCUGGCUGCACAGAAUGGACAUCUAAAUGUGGUGGAGGUCCUGUUACAGAAAGGAGCCCACGUGUGGUAUGAAUCAGAGUCAGGCACUAUCUUGUUCGAUGCUGCGGCAUCAGGAAACCCUGACAUAAUCUCCUUGCUGCUGGACCAUGGAGCAGAUCCCAACCGACCUCUUUACAGUGGACACCUGCCAAUUCACCGUGCAGCAUACCAUGGUCACAUACUGGCACUGGAGCACCUCAUCCCAGUGACUGAGCUAGACGCUGUAAAGGAAAGUGGGAUGAGUCCUCUCCAUUCUGCAGCUGCUGGGGGGCAUGUUCGCUGUGUCGAGUUGCUGCUCAACACUGGCUAUGAUCCAAACUUCAUGCUGCACCCAAGAGUGCGCCGCAGCUAUGAUGAUGAGCGCAGAUCUGCCCUCUAUUUUGCUGUGUCCAACAAUGAUCUUCAGUGCACCCGCUUGCUGUUAGAGGCUGGAGCAAUGGUGAACCAGGAUCCUAUCAACUGUUUGCAGGUGGCUCUCAGACAGGGCAACUAUGAGCUGAUCAACACGUUGCUGAAGUUUGGGGCAAAUGUAAACUACUACUCCCGUGUCAACACCACUCACUUUCCCUCAGCACUGCAGUAUGCCUUGAAAGACGAAGUCAUGUUAAGAAUGAUUCUGAACCACGGUUAUGAUGUUAAGCGUUGCUUUGACUGUCCCUAUGGUGAUAGUUCCCAUGGCUACGCUCCUUGGACGACCUCGGUCAUCAAAGACAUGGUGUUCUGUGAGGUGAUAACAGUGUCCUGGCUUAUGCACUUAUCUGGUCAGGUGGUGCGCAUCAUGCUGGACUACACCGACCAUGUCACCUUCUGCACCAAACUCAAGGACACAUUGAAGGAGCAGAAACAGUGGCCAGAGAUCUGUCACAUUCAAAGAAAUGCACGCAGCCUGAAACACCUGUGUCGGUUGCGGAUAAGGGAGCAUUUCAGACGCCUGCGCUUGAGAGCCCCAGUUUUCAUCAACUUCCUUCCUCUUCCUCCAAGGCUGAAAGAUUACAUACGCUACAAGGAGUUUGAUGUUUACAGCAGGGGCAGCAUGGUUAACCCACAGUAAAAACACAUUUAUAGUUGUCACAGAUAGCACUGUGAUAGAGGCACAAAGACAAUAAGUAUCUUGUAUCUGUUACUGUGUGUUUUGGAAAUCUUGUUGUGUUCCAACAUAUUUUAUGUGUUUUAUUCCUUGCAAUAUUAUUUGUACAAAAACUCUGUACUUUUAAGUUUUUUAAUAGCUAGUUCAAGUUCAAGUUCUUUAGUGUUAAAUCUCAUUACACAAGCAUAACAGAGUAAAAAUCUUAGGUUUCAGCUCCUCAACAAUGUAGUAAGGAAUAAAAUGAAAUAUUUAAAGUAGUGAUAGUAAUAGAAAUAAUAAUAAGAGUAUAAAAAACAAGAAGAGUGUAAACCAUGAGUGUAUGUAUGUAAAGUGCAGUGUGCAUGUUUCCUACUUAAUACAGUAACAUAUAAAUACCCUCUGUAAAUGUACUCUUUGUUAUACAGUUGUGACUCCUCUGGAUAAAUGAGUCCUAAAGAAGCAAUGCAGAAACAAGACUGGACCGUGUGUGGUCAAUGUGUGAAAUUGUGGCCAAUGUGUGAAUUCCCGGAUAUUAAAUGUUGGUCUGCAAUUUUCUGUAGUGGUCCCAGUAAUAUUUAUUGUUGAAGUGUACUGAAGUAGAA